AUGGAUGUUCACGGUGCUGGAGUGGUUGCAGUUCUAAGCACAGUUGGAGCCGCUACCGGGGCAAUUUCUGCAGUGAUCGUUUAUACUAUUUGUGCGCGUCGUCGUCGAUUACUUACUUCGGUUGGAGGACCACUCAACUGGUUUGAAAAAGAUUUGUUAGAUAGAGCUGAAGAAGCAGCUAAAUCAUCAAAGAAUGUUUUAGCUGGUGUCGCGCUUUCACGAGAUAAUAAAAUUAUCAAACGUAAUGAUAGUCAUUCAGAUGAUGAUGAAUGGCAAUCUGAUCACGUAUUCGAUAGUAUUGCCAGUGAUUCUCCCAGAAGAGUUAUACAGCAUCUUUCGGAAUCAGAUGAUAUUUCUCCAUCUCCAAUGAGUCCGCUUGCACCACCUAUUCCGGAUGGCACAUUGAUAGCAUCUGAGAAACGCAUGAUAAUCGUCAGACCGCCGCGGAGUAUGGAUGGAUCUCACUCCAGAUUGAAUAGUAUCGAGAUCGAGUCAGCUUCACAACACAAGUUGUCAUCUUCCUCUUCAACUUCUUCGUCCGACGAAAUUAGAGGUGAAUUAAAAUUAGGAUUGAUAUACGAUACUAACGCUGGAAUACUUACUGUGAAACUUAUUGAGGCACAUGAUCUUCGUGCUCGAGAAUUGAGCGGCAUUGCAGAUCCUUAUGCCAAAUUACGUUUGUUACCUGAUCGUAAUAAUGUGUGGCAAACUACAAUACACAGGCGUACUUUGAAUCCUGUAUUCGACGAAGAUUUCAUUUUUGAAGUAACGCCUGUAACAUCAUUGGCUGAAAGAACAUUAGAAGUUUUGCUCUAUGACUUUGAUGCGUUUACAAGACAUCGUGGUUUAGGCUAUGUACAACUUCCUCUUUCUUCCGUGCCGGAUCUCGGUACAAACUUAGUCACUAUCGUACAACCAAUUUUACGAUAUGGAACAGAGGGCGGAUUUAGAGUGCCGCCACUGGGUGAAUUAAUGGUCUCCAUUUCAUAUCAGAUGUCUAUAGAGAAACUGACAGUUAUUAUUGUCAGGGCAAGAAAUUUACCCGUUCUCGAUGACCCCACGAAUGCUAAUUCGUAUGUGAAGGUAUCACUUAUACAAGACGGUAAAAAUCUUAAGAAGAAAAAAUCGAGUAUACAACAUGAGGCUACAAGUCCCGUCUGGAACGACAUUCUUACCUUUGAUACUAAUAGUGACAUAUUACCGGAAUGUAUCUUACAAUUUUCUGUACUACGAGCGAAUGGUAAUCUCUUAGGGAAGUGCGAAGUAUCAGGCUCGUGCCAAAGAGAGUUAUUUCAACGUGUGUUAUCCGGGAAAGGUGCUUCAGCACAAUGGUUGCCAUUGUCAGAACCAGAAGUACAACAAAAUGAUAACAGGAAUUAAAAAAUUAAAAAGAAAUUGCUAUUGGAAUCUGUGUGUGUAUAUA
This is a messenger RNA of Cyphomyrmex costatus, 1423 nucleotides long. Its product is annotated as synaptotagmin-1. The transcript has 7 exons. Gene Ontology annotation, biological process: synaptic vesicle endocytosis; calcium ion-regulated exocytosis of neurotransmitter. Gene Ontology annotation, cellular component: axon; plasma membrane; synaptic vesicle membrane. The record is from RefSeq and is a predicted model, not a curated record. Gene Ontology annotation, molecular function: calcium ion binding; calcium-dependent phospholipid binding; phosphatidylserine binding. Lineage: Eukaryota; Metazoa; Arthropoda; Insecta; Hymenoptera; Formicidae. The coding region runs from base 1 to 1380 and encodes 459 amino acids.